AUGAAGAAAUCCAGGGUGAAGACAUCCAGUGAGGAGACUUCCACGGAGAAAACAUCCAGGGUGAAGACAUCCACGGAGAAAACAUCCAGGGUGAAGAAAUCCAGGGUGAAGACAUCCACGGAGAAAGACAUCCAGGGUGAAAACAUCUGGGUGAAGACACCCAGGCUGAAAACAUCAGGGGUGAAGGAAUUCAGGGUGAAGACAUCCAGGGUGAAGAUAUCCAGGGGUGAAGACAUCCAGGGUGAAAUCAAGGGUGAAUACAUCCACGUUGAAAACAUCCAAGGUGAAGACAUCCGGGGUGAAGACAUCCAGGGUGAAGACACCCAGGGUGAAUGCAUCCAGUGCAUCCCAGGUAAAUACAUACAGAGUGAAGACAUCAAGGGUGAAAACAUCCGGGUGAAGACACCCAGGCUGAAAACAUCCAAUGUGAAGGGAUUCAGGAUGACGACAUCAAGGGUGAAGACAUCCAGGGUGAAGACAUCCAGGGUGAAGACAUCCAGAGUGAAGGCAUCCAGGGUGAAGACAUCCAGGGUGAAGUUAACCCAAGGUGAAGACACCCAGGAUGAAGACACCAAUGAUGAAGACACGAGGGUGAAGAUAUUUAGGAUGAAGUUAACCCAGGGUGAAGACAUUUAA
Haliotis rubra (blacklip abalone) is the source of this 636-nucleotide messenger RNA. RefSeq lists its product as uncharacterized. The transcript has 2 exons. The record is from RefSeq and is a predicted model, not a curated record. Bases 1 to 636 code for a protein of 211 amino acids. NCBI's taxonomy places the organism in Eukaryota, Metazoa, Mollusca, Gastropoda, Lepetellida, Haliotidae.